This is a messenger RNA of Alexandromys fortis (reed vole), 2199 nucleotides long. RefSeq names its product peptidoglycan recognition protein 2 (gene Pglyrp2). The transcript has 5 exons. Gene Ontology annotation, molecular function: peptidoglycan immune receptor activity; zinc ion binding; peptidoglycan binding. Gene Ontology annotation, biological process: peptidoglycan catabolic process; detection of bacterium; defense response to Gram-positive bacterium. Bases 186 to 1760 code for a protein of 524 amino acids. Lineage: Eukaryota; Metazoa; Chordata; Mammalia; Rodentia; Cricetidae. The record is from RefSeq and is a predicted model, not a curated record.
AUGGCGGAGACUUUGAGACCUAAAUAACCUUGAUCCAGGCACUCUACUCCCACACUCUUAACUCUGCUGGGGUGAGUGUGCGGUCCUGCUGCGCUUUGUUAAGUCAGGUCAAUUCUCACGCCCCUCUCUUCCCAGCACCUCUGAGAUUCUCUGCUGGGCCUCUGCACUGGAACUGGAGCCCCACAAUGAUGAAAGUCCAGGGUGUCCUCUGGAUUUUGCUUGGACUGUUGCUGUGGCCAGAGUCAGAGACAGCCUCCUCCUUACCCCUGGUCAUGGACUCCAUCAUACAGGCCCUUGCUGAGCUUGAGCAAAAGGUGCCAGUAACUGAGGCCAGUGGCACUGCCCCUGCACGGAUACUGUCAGCCAACCACUUCAGCCCCCACAAUUCUCUUCACCAGUACUUGCUGCGGAAGGCACCAAGCCACAACACGACAGAGUCAGAGCUCCACUCACUGAGCCCAGAACUUCAGGCUCUGAUUUCAGAGGUGGCUCAACAUGAUGUACAGGAUGGGCAGGAAUACGGAGUGGUGCUGGCACCUGAUGGCUCCACUGUAGCCGUGAAGCCUCUACUGAUUGGGCUAGAGGCUGGUUUGCAGGGGCACGACUGCUUGGCCACCCCUUGUGAUGCUGGAGACAACACGACAAACGUUGCAGCCAUCUGGCCAGGACUAAUGGAUGCCUCCACAAAAGCCUCUUCUACAGAUGUUGGAGCUACUUCACCAAACGAAAAAGCCAAGACUCCCACCACUGUGGACAGACUCUUGGCACUCAUCUUGGCUGGAGACUUGGGUCUGACAUUCCUCCACGGUUCCCAGACUCAGAGUUCUCCAGGCCUGGGAACUGAGGGUUGCUGGGACCAGCUUUCUGCCCCCAGGGUCUUCACACUGUUGGACCCCAAGGCAUCCAGGCUCACCAUGGCUUUCCUCAAUGGUGCUUUGGAUGGAGCUCUCCUUGGGGAUCACUUGAGCCGGGUUUCUAGGCCCCGACCACCCCUCAGCCACCUUCUGAGAGAGUACUAUGGCGAUGGGGUGGCUGGCGAUCCAAAGUUCCGAAGUAACUUCCGAAGGCAGAACGGGGCCGCAUUGACUUCCGCUCCUACCCUGGCCCAGCAGGUAUGGGAAGCCCUUGUCCAGCUACAGAGACUGGAGCCAAAACAGCCACAGUUGCAGAACAUGACCCAAGAAGAGCUGGCUCAGGUGGCUACCCUUGCUACCAAGGAGUUCACUGAGACUUUCCUGGGAUGCCCAGCCAUUCUCCCUCGCUGCCGCUGGGGAGCCGCGCCCUACCGAGGCAACCCGACACCACUCCGGCUGCCCCUCGGAUUCUUAUAUGUGCAUCACACAUACGUGCCAGCGCCACCCUGCACCACCUUCCAGCGCUGUGCCGCCAACAUGCGCUCCAUGCAGCGUUUCCACCAGGACGUGCGUCACUGGGAUGACAUCGGCUACAGUUUCGUGGUAGGAUCCGACGGCUAUGUGUACGAGGGCCGUGGCUGGCACUGGGUGGGCGCACAUACACGCGGCCACAACAGUCGCGGUUUCGGCGUGGCCUUCGUGGGCAACUACACUGGGUCACUGCCCAGCGACGCAGCGCUGAAGACGGUUCGCGACGUGCUCCCGAGCUGCGCCAUUCGCUCAGGCCACCUGCUGCCAGACUACAAAGUGCUGGGCCACCGCCAGCUCGUGCGCAGCGACUGCCCUGGGAAUGCGCUCUUCAACCUGCUGCGCACCUGGCCUCAUUUCACCGCGGCUGAAAACUAAGAACUCCUCUGAGGGAGCCUUGGACAUCCAGGAAGCACUAUCUCUGAUGCUCCUUUGAGCAACCACAGACCACAACCUCCAAUAAAGGGACCACUGAAAGGAAGUCUCCAUGAGCAUCGUCUUACUUUGGCUUUACUCAAAAGUCAACUUGGAGACCAAAACCGAAGCCAAGUGUGUGGCUCAGUGCUAGAGAGUCUAGUUGACAAGAAACCUUUUGUUUCUUUUUUCUUUUUCUUUUGGGUUUUUCGAGAUGGGAUCUUGUGUCCCUGGCUUUUCUGAAACUCACUCUGUAGGCUAAGCUGCCUUUGAACUCCCAGAGAUCCCCCUGACACAGUCUUCUAAGUGCGGGGAUUAAAGGCGUGCACCAACACUGCCCAGCCAAGGCUCUUGAUCCUGACUCCAGAAUGGCAAAAUAAAUAAAACUGAAUAUGGGAGCUCG